This is a messenger RNA of Gamsiella multidivaricata, 893 nucleotides long. RefSeq lists its product as uncharacterized. The transcript has 4 exons. NCBI's taxonomy places the organism in Eukaryota, Fungi, Mortierellomycota, Mortierellomycetes, Mortierellales, Mortierellaceae. Gene Ontology annotation, biological process: mRNA splicing, via spliceosome. Gene Ontology annotation, cellular component: nuclear speck. Bases 71 to 766 code for a protein of 231 amino acids. Gene Ontology annotation, molecular function: RNA binding. The record is from RefSeq and is a predicted model, not a curated record.
CAUCAACUUCUGAUUCCUUUCCUCUCAUUCAUUUCUCAUUCUCUUCAUCCUCCAUCAACUUCCCAUUCCCAUGUCUGGCAAACAAAGAACGCUCUAUGUCGCGGGAUUCAGUCAACGAUCGCGCCCCAAAGACAUUGCCUAUGAAUUUGAGAGAUUUGGGCGAUUGGUUCGGUGCGAUGUUCCAGCUCUCCGGAACAACUCCUCCAGACCCUACGCCUUUAUCGAGUAUGAAGACGAAAGGGACGCCCGGGACGCCUAUAACGAAAUGAGAGACGCCCGCUUUGAAGGACACCGUCUGAACGUACAGUUUGCGAAAAACACGCCAAGCUCGUCCUGGAGAUAUGAACGCGAAGGUGGUCAUGAUCGAUCCAGAUCACCUCGACGCGCCCGCUCACCUGCCCGUCGUCGUUCUCCUCGUCGUCGCUCUCCUAGCCCCACACCGCGUCGUCGAUCAGCAAGCCCUCGCCAUGGCUCGUCCGGUUCCACACCGAGUCGUCGCCGAUCUGUCAGCCCCCGUAAUCAUUCUCCCAGACCUGAAAACCGUGGUCGAACUUCCGCUUCGCGCUCUCCGGUCCGUGAGCGUAGUAAGGAGCGCGAAGGCGAUCGCAGUGAUAACGGCCAUGAACGCGCUUCUCGCUCUCCAGACCACGGCAAGGAAAGUCACGGCAAGGACAGCCACGACCAGGACAAUAUUGGCGAUCGAUCUCGUUCUCCUUCGCCUAAUCGACGCUCAAGCUCGCCUCAGGACCAUGCUAUGACUCCGUAACAAGGUUCGAUAGCAAGACAGACAGAGUAACAGCAGACGAACGGACACCCAUGUCGAAGAACACAUAUGCAUAAGAACAUACAAUUACAAGACCAUAAUAAAAAUGGGUACAGAAGCCAACUUUAGU